AUGGGGUACGGCCACUCCACCCCGGCCACGUGGGGCGGCAAGACCUUCUGCAUGUUCUACGCCCUGGUGGGCAUUCCCCUGGGCCUGGUCAUGUUCCAGAGCAUCGGUGAGCGGCUCAACACGUUCGUCGGCUACCUGCUCAAGCACGGCAAGCGCUGCCUGCGCAUGCGCAACACGGAUGUCUCGGAGACCAACCUCGUGUGCCUGGUGUCGGUGCUGAGCACCGUGGUGAUGACCACGGGCGCCGCCGCCUUCUCGGCGUACGAAGGGUGGGACUACUUCGACUCCUUCUACUACUGCUUCAUCACGCUCACCACCAUCGGAUUCGGCGACUACGUGGCGCUCCAGAAAGAGGGCGCACUCAAGCAGAAGCCCGAGUACGUGGCCUUCAGCCUGGUGUUCAUCCUGUUCGGCCUCUCGGUGGUGUCUGCCGCCAUGAACUUGCUCGUGCUCCGCUUCCUCACCAUGAACACCGAGGACGAGCGGCGGGACGAGGCCGAGGCCCAGUGCGCGGCCCAGGAGGCCGUGCGGCUCGAGGGUGACGUCAUCACGGCUGACGGCAGCGUCGUGUCCGGCCACGGCGGCGGGGACCACUCGGACACGGACGACGUGACGUCGGUGUGCUCGUGCACGUGCUACGCGCACGGGUCUUCCAGGCCGCCGCAGACGCAGCAACCAAGGUAUUCGCUGCGCUAUUCCCCGUCACCGGUCGAAUCGUCGCUGGUCCACGACGACGUGUUGCUACCCAUGGACGCACUCAUGAUGAAACGGGCCUCAGUCUGAGAAGCCGUCUAGCGCUCCACACCCUCGCACCUUGGUGUGGAAAGGGUGUGGAGAAGGCUGGGAACUUGGACGCUACACCUCGCCACUGCGAUCGCCCCCACACGUUCCUUUCUUUGCUUUUUCUAUCUCUCUCUCUCUUAUUCUUAUUCUUCGAAGUAUUGUAUCUUUCUAUCUUCUUCUUCUGCUUCUUCCGAAUCGCUCCCAUUCGUCCGAACGAGCCGCUCUGUCGUCGUCAUCGUAUCACGUGACCCGAAAGGCCAUCGGGAGGCGGCGCCUGAUGAAUCGCCUGCGCAUGCGCGUCCCCCAAUUGGCCCUGCCGAAGUGGGCCCACUGUGUCUGAAAAUGUGCUGUUGCCGCCAGCUUCCCGCUCGCUUCGGCGCGACAGGUCACAAUAUAAAAAAAAAAUGAGAAUGGAAUUAUGCGAAUAAUAUAUAUACGCGUAUAUAUGCCAGGUUAAUUGUUUUUUGUUUAGUUGAACGAUUCAUUAAAAUACGUCUACGGCAGAUGGAACGAUUCCCGAAUUAGGUGGAUUACUUCGAAUGGCGGCAUUACUUGCACGACCAAUCCUAGUGAGAUGUUAGCUAAUUCGCGAAACACUAACUUUUCAUUACUCGAAUAAGGGGUCAUGCCUAAAGGCUUUUUAAUGGUACAUCGAGAAACGCAUGUUCGUAGAAGCCAUCCACCCUAUCCUACGAUUAACUAACAAGACAUGCCCUAUCAGAUUUCCAGCAGGUUCUAAUAGUUAGUCCAACAGUCCGAGCAAUCCGUUAUUUCCCGACACGUCGUCCGAAGGAUCCGACGCUAACUUUUCACGUAGUGCCGGCCUGUUUACCACCUUAGUGGUUGCGGCGUGUAGGAACGGUCUUAGAUGUUUUGUUGCUGGCUGCGCGGCGUGCUUCGGAUGUGUGGGAGCGUUCUAUCGUCAGUACAAAGGAACAAUGCUCGGUAUUUUACAAAGUGCUAUAGUCGCAUGGUGGACGUCGCAUCACCAGGGUAUUAUUGUGUUCUUUGUGCUCAAGGAAGCGAACAUCGUGUGUGCUCUUGGAACUUCGUCGUCUGCUGUCGUCUCUCCAGACGAACAGUUGAUGGACGCACCGAGCUGACCAUUUGCUUCGUUGAAUCCCAACGGUGCGUGUUUACUUUUUUCCCCACACGGCCGGCUGCACGGUGGUUGAAAGAAGAAGACCUGGAAAACCAACUCGUCCUCGAGAUGCGUGGAGUGUGCAUGUGUGUGUGUGCGCGCGUCUUCGAGGAUGUACAUAUAUGUCACAAGCAGACGACUGUGUUCGCUACGAACAAACAUGCCCGUCUGUUCUUAAGAAGCGUAGGCCACAGCCACAGUUGUGGAUGUGAGGAUGAGGCCUUGCGCCAAAGCUUCAUUUACUGGCAUUAGUGUGGUCUCACUUCCUUUUAGUCGCAAACGCGUUUUCGGAAUCAAAUAUCCAUCGACUUGCCAAGCGCGAAGCGGACAGCAGUGACGUCGCUUGACUGACGUAGACCACGGCGUCCCAGAAUAAAAUGCCGCGGCACCACCGCGCCGCCUAUAGUCACGGAAGCCAAGCGGUAACGCUCCUCGGGGAUUUCUGCGCUGAUGAGUUGCUUCAGAAACGCCCCUCUACUCGCUCACUGAAAAUGUCUGGAAUUGUAUAUCAGAGGUGGCUAGAAAGCAUUAUUUCAAAGCCUCCAACAUUUCAACAGAGCCGGCGCAAUCUCAGAGGCCACGUUUACUGGUCGAGAUUGGAGCCCAGACGCGUUUGUGGGAACAUGGGGGCGAGGCUUCUGUAGACACUACACUGUCCAGAAUGCUCAAGACGGCCCGGGAAUGCCCGUGAUUCUGCGUGCGUCAACGCUGAUUGUUUGAAAGCAGCUAGUACCUCGGGCACACCUGAGCAGUCCGGAACGACUAAUGUAGGAAACCCAUUGUGACGUCAUGCCAGUGUCAUGCAGAGAGUGGAACACCGUUAGGCCUCACACUCACUCCGGCAACGGUUGAAGUGGCCUACAGGUUCCUUUUUUCUUGUAAUAGAUGGUAUACAUGUUCUGCCCGCGGGAGUGUCGUACUUUUUUUUUCUGUUGUUGGGCUUUCAAACAGAUUAACUUACGUGUGUGCGUAUUAGAAAACGUGUUGUGCAGCAGGACUUAGGGGGGGUUCAGGAGUGAUCACGUGACUCUUUAGAUUUAUUUUUUACUUACUCCCUUUUUCCCCUCAGCGAACUCAUGUUGUGCUUAGAGGUUAGACUUGGUAAGUAAAGUGGUGAACAAAAAUCUGUGCGAACACCAUAUCCUCUCUUUACUGAUGUCGAGUGAUCCAAUGUGUACCGAAGCUUGUACAACGUUGCAGUGACGACAGAUAGACUUGGUGCUAACCUUGCUAACUCAGCGUUUAAUCGGUCGCACGCUGCCGGUGUUCGUACUUUCUGUAUUUCCUUUCUUUCUUUUCACUAUUCUGAGCCGGCUAAACAAUCCUUUCUACUCCUAUGCGUUCCCCUGCUUUUAAUUUUAGCAUUCGAAGAGUUUGUUAAGGGCUAGUCAGUUUGCGUGCGACUUCGUGAUGCUUUUCUAAAUCGACAAGCUAAAUGCAAGGAAACGCACUUAUAGAAUGACGCAGCAACGCAUAGUCGCACCGUUAACUUGGUUGAUAGUGCCCUUGUGUGUCUGUGUCUUCUCCUUUGUGUAUUAUGCUUUAUAAGACAUAACGUAUUGAAACAUUAGCAAGGUAAGCACGAUAUUGAAUUGAAGUCUGGGAUUUUUCGUGCCAAAACCGCGAUUUGAUUAUAAGGCACGCCGUAGUGGCGGACUCCGUAUUAAUUUUGACCAUCGGGGGGCUCUUUAACGCGCUCCCGCAAUGCACGGGAGACGGACGUUUUUGCAUUUCGACCCCCAUCGAACCGCGGCCGUGAUUCGAUCCCGCGACCUCGGGCUCAGCAGAGCAACACCAUUUCCGCUAAGCCACCGCGGCGGGUAAGCAAGAUACUGAGUGCAGGUUAACAGCCCCAAGUGGUCAAAAUACACCAGCCCGUUGCAGUAGCCCUCAUCAAUCAUCAUCGGAAGUGAACAUAGAGAGGUAGGUCAGUCGGUAAGCGUCGUCACUGCAACGCUUCUUGAGCCGGCAGUUUUCGUCGCGGAUUUUCUUCCGUGCUCGUUUGACACACCCCGCGCGGAAAGAACCUAUAGGACCAAAUCGAUCAGCUUUACCGUGUACCGCGUACCUCCUUUAACGAGUCGACGAGACGUUUUCGAGUCAAGGACCAACCGGACCAGUAUACCGCCUCCAGGGCACACAUUCCCAGAACUCUCUCCGCAAAGGGUUGACGUCAGCCCCGGGGAUUUGUAUCUUAACUCUGUGCUCGUUCGAUGUACGUCAAUGGAUGUGUGCGUGACUGUUUCCUUUUAUUUUCUUCUUUCUCUCUACAGAGCAGUGUUGUGAGCCUUGCCUUACGAAAUACUUGAACCGUUGAAAAGUGUCUUUCACUCUUUUGCUGGACAGGAACACAACGCUGGGCGGAAAAGAAAAAGGGAAAUCGAGCACUGGCAGCUCGAAAAGAAAAUGUCACCACCGGCGUUGCCCCUUUCUGCUAGGCAUCCUCCUGGCGGUGAUACGUUCAUCGUCUGUAUCGGAAAGCUUACUGAACCUCUGUGCUAAAGUCACAGUGUACCUGGGAAGAUCUCGUAUGUGGGAGUGCACGUGCGAGGUGAAACGUGGAGACGAGGAGGUUAACCAUGAACAUAGCCUCCAAGAUCGGCUACGCGCGGAGGCUUUCCGCGUGAUUUCUAAUCUCGGAGGACAUGUUAAUAAUGUGCAAUUCGGUUACGUUACCCAGGAAGAACGGUAAGCGAGGCACAAAGGAAAAAAAGAUAGGACUACGGUUGCGCCCACUGUGAAGCAGACGUUACCGUUCCCUUGAGCUGGUUGCACAGUCCGCCAGUCUUCAAGAAGCUCUGCACCACCGAGCCACAAACACGGUGGUGCAGAGGCGGUGGUGGUCUGGUGUCUUGGGGGUGAGAUGGCACCUGAAGCCGCUGCUGAUUGACUAAAUGCGCGUCAUGAGCGGCAGGAUGACAUCUGUAAACACUCAGGCUCGAAACUGUCAAGCCAUUUGGAAUGUAGGUCUUUCCGCAGUGUUCUACAAAAUUUCAUUUCCGUUUCUUUUUCUCUUCUUUUUUUUCGCGUUCGGUCUGUGUUCCUGUCCAGCAAGCGGCAAACUAAACACGCCCCAUUAGAUAUCCCCGUUUCAAGCUCCGGCAAUGUUUCCGUGGAAACGCUCUACAGCGCUGUUUAUGGCUUGAGUACGGGUCGUCCUUACGAUAGUUCGAGCACUGACGGUGCGCAUUACUGACAGUAUUCGCUAAAGGGUCAGGAACACUCAAAAUAAAUAUUAAGUUCGUCGACAGUGUGAUUGUUCAUGCCAAAUACGUUAGCCUUGCCGCAAGCGGAGGCUAGCCCGCCGCCUUUCGUUCUUGGAUUGUUCGUCGCUUACCACGGCAAGCCAAGAACAAUCCAAAAACGAAAGGCGGCUGAUGCAUCCCUCACCAACUACUUGUGACGUCACGAAUUUUGACAGCGCCUUUUCGAGGCUAUUUACGAACAAAGCACGAAUGCAUUGCAUUAGGAACUACCGAAGACUCAGACCGGAAGCUUCUCGCGACGUUUAUUAUGGGCACGGACAGCCCAAACAUACGUUAGAAUCACCUCUCUGGUUUCUAACGCCGCAUUCACGUCGCUCACAUCGCGAAACAUUUUAGAAUAAAAGCUUGGCGCCUCGAGUUUCUCUUUAAUAGCCGACCCAUUUCUGCCGAGGAAAUGCAAAUAGAUGUUUGAAAGAAUAUUAUAUAUAUAUCUGUCUAACCGGAUUUAGUGCUACUUUUUGUGUCCUCUCUAAGCUCGCAAUUGCGAUUUGCGCGCCUGAUUCGCGGGCCAUACGCUACACAGCAUGCUUCCGAAACCAGCCACAUGGCUCGUAGCGCGCGGUUCCCUUCUUUAGAGAACUGCAUCUCCUUUAGCGGAGCUACAUUCAAGCUUAGAUAAUUUCAAGUCCGGCCAUUUUUUGCUAUUAACCCUUACAGGCUAAACGUACAAGAUAUGCGCUUCCAAGAUGUAGCUUUAUUCAGUCGCGUCGCACUUAGUCCCCAGCUCUCCGCUGACGCAGGCCCCGACUCCAACACGGUAUCUGCCAAAGCAUCGUCAUCGUCAUUCUGCGUACAUCGGGCUCUUGCUAGGUUUAUUUACAAAUUCAGGAUCUAGAGCUGUCAUCAUAUGAUAAUCGCUACACAGAGCGAGCGGUUGGCUGUGUCAUUACGGGGGUUACACAAGUGGCAGGUAGAUCUCGAGCCGAAUCAACCAAUUUUGUAACAUGCAUUUCGUAUCGCCAUUGAUAAUAAAACGUACAAACCUAUUAUUUAACCCCUGCAUUAAACAAAACGGUACGAGAAAUAGACAUGCACGCUUCUUAUCUAACGCACGCAGCAUGCUUCCGUGAGAAGUUCUACAAUACGUUGUUAACGUUGGCGCUCAAAAAUGGCCUGGCAUAUCAUGUUGCUGCAACCGCACGAUUUGCGGUCAAAUAUAUGUCCUUCAGAAGUAUAGGCCUUUAUUUUUUCUCAGUGUAGAAUUUCCACGCAUAUGUAUUAUUACGAGAGUAUUCACCUACGACUGGUAUGAACUGAUACUCGAAUCAUAGCCUCCGAGAUUGGGCGGCGCGCGGACAGCGCGGGCAUCUCUGGGGCCAUUAACUGUUUAACUGUAACUAUUAACUGGGAAGACGUGCGCCAACCGUGUGGUAGCGUUUCUACAAUUAAAAAAAAAGUACGUUUCAGUACCCGUUUGAACAUCCAGCUGCGUUUACUGUAAUCCACACUGCCUCGCAAUAUGUGUUAAUCAUUUUGCGUUCUACGCCUCCUUGCGCGAGUUUUUGGGCUUUCUUCGCCCUGCAGCGGGUAUCAUAUGUACUCGUGCACUGUUGCAGUGGUGGCAGUAGGGUUUAAGUAAGAUGAUGACGAUGGUAAUGGUGCCGAUGGCGAUACCAUCGCCACUGCAUGUCUGUGUAACCUAUUCCUGUAACCAGUUUCUGGACUUGCUGCAGUCCCAAAACACCUCGCUGGAGCAUUAAGGGACAACAAUGGCGGUAACGCUAGAUUGCGCGGAAGACUCAACUACACGUCCCAACAUGAUGUCUGGUUUUUUUUUCGCAUUUUAAUUUACGCCGAAGGCUUAGCAAUUUACGUCCUAUCACCAGCGAUGGACAUUUGUCUAUACAGAGUCUAUUAUAUAGAGUGGCGAAACAAAAUAUGAUUAUCGUUACGUUAUACGCAUGCUGGUGUUUCGUUUUCAUAAUGUAGUGAGUGCUUUGGGUGCGUGUACAGUUUGUGUCGUGUUCGUCAGCAGCUUCUUCGCGGGAAAGCCACAGCGACGAUGACGUCGACGGUGUUUCUUCUGAGCCAGCCUGUCCAACGUGUGUCUGUGUGCGUGUGUGCCGUUUCGUCGUCCUCGUCUGAAUUCAUCCGCGUCGCGUUUCUCGGCUCUUUUUCUUCCGAAGGCUGUUUCGGUCGUUCACGUGUAAAUAAAGCGAUCCUCGCUGUACAUUAAAGCAUGUCAU
This is a messenger RNA of Dermacentor silvarum, 7376 nucleotides long. Its product is annotated as two pore potassium channel protein sup-9. The record is from RefSeq and is a predicted model, not a curated record. The coding region runs from base 1 to 783 and encodes 260 amino acids. The transcript is spliced from 4 exons. NCBI's taxonomy places the organism in Eukaryota, Metazoa, Arthropoda, Arachnida, Ixodida, Ixodidae. Gene Ontology annotation, biological process: potassium ion transmembrane transport; stabilization of membrane potential. Gene Ontology annotation, cellular component: membrane. Gene Ontology annotation, molecular function: potassium ion leak channel activity.